Molecule: messenger RNA, 1601 nt
Organism: Gamsiella multidivaricata
Lineage: Eukaryota; Fungi; Mortierellomycota; Mortierellomycetes; Mortierellales; Mortierellaceae
Product: JAB1/Mov34/MPN/PAD-1 ubiquitin protease-domain-containing protein
Exons: 10
Coding region: 29-1252 (407 amino acids)
Biological process (GO): double-strand break repair
Cellular component (GO): BRCA1-A complex; BRISC complex
Molecular function (GO): metallopeptidase activity; polyubiquitin modification-dependent protein binding
Source: RefSeq, a predicted model, not a curated record
CUUUUCAGUAACUCCAUCCCUCUCACCAAUGGCAUCCUACAUCCCCACGACCAACCCAUUCCACCCAGACAACAUGUCACGGUCCUCCUCCCUCUCCAGAGUGCUGGUCCAGUCCAACGUCCUCCACAUCCUGCUCGCUCACGCUCUGUCCACCGAAAAAGAAGAGAUCAUGGGAAUGCUUAUGGGCGACUGGAUCAAAGAGGGUGCGACGGAAAUCGCACGCGUUGAUGGCGUCUCGUUGCUCACCCGGUCAGAAAAACGCAAGGACCGUGUCGAGAUUGGACCUGAGCAAUUGACUAUGGCGGCUAUUGAGGCAGAGGAAAUUACAAAGGCAACCGGAAAGACUACACGCGUUAUUGGAUGGUACCAUAGCCAUCCUCAUAUCACCGUGUUCCCAUCGCACGUUGAUCUUCGCACACAGCUGUCGCAGCAACUCAUGGACCAGAGGUUCAUCGGCAUGAUCGUAUCGUGCUUCAGCACCGACAGCGAGCUUUCCAACAAGAUCCAAGUGACAUGUUUCCAGUCUAGGCCAUCAGACGGCGCCUCCUGCCAGCAUAUCAAACUACCAUUCAGCGUGCUGAACGAAAAUCCGCUAGAUUCUCUCACACUACCCAAACUUCUCGAAAUUCCUGAGCGCAUAUUCGACGAGCAGCGCCAAUCAUUCUACAAAUCUAUACCCAUGUCGACUCCAGCACCGCACGACUCUCCAUUCUUUACCAGCCAUGCAGUAUCGCCGCCCGAGCGACCCAAUAGCUCGAACAGUGGAAAGGGUUCAGGCGGAAGAGAAGAGAAGCGUCGGCUGUUUUCAUUGCCGUCUACAAAAGCAUUCUCAUUCUCGUCAUCGUCCCAAGGCCAAAAGGAUCGGGAGGGUGACACGAUCAUGUCGCCAACGUCUGAGAGUGAAGUGGAGGAGCAUUUCUCGGUGGCGAAGAGGAGCAAGAAUGACCGUGGAUCGAUGGAUGAUAUCCCUGCAGAGGAGUUGAGCACAAAGUAUAUCAAUCAAAAGACAAUGUCGCUACCGGACCGGAUGACAUUGAUCAGGAACUCUGGCGUGUAUGUUCAAUCAUUGUCAAGUCUUGUCGACAAUCUGGUCGGACCCACGCUACAGAUGCUUGUCGACCGCCAGCAGUACAACCUAUCCCUGCUUGAAUCGCUCCAAAUCCAGAAACAGGCAUUGCUGCAUCAAAUCAAGUCAGUAGGGACGCUUCCUUUAGAGGAAGAAGGCGAUCUUGUCGACUUCUCGGACUCUUAGUCCAAACAUGUAUCUCAUGCCAGAUCUGAAUUAAAAACGAACAUUCUGUGUCCGUUAUGCCAAUCUUUCUCUUGAGAGAUUGAAAAGUGUAUUUUAAAUUCAACUAUAUCAUCGACUACACAUCCUUGUCUUCCUCGUCUGCAUCCUCGUGUGUGUCGUCGUUUUCCGGCUUGGGAGCAAGUCCAUACGGAUCCUGCACCAGAUUCUCCAUCCGUGCCAGCGCAGCCUGUCAAAAAAUGUGUCAGGAGGUGCAAAAGUUGUAGAUCAAACGAAAAAAGGAAGGGCACAGUGAGCACGCAUAAAGAAGCAUUCAAGAACCGAUCCAAAGACAAAAAUAAAUAAAAAUAGG